This is a messenger RNA of Xenopus tropicalis (tropical clawed frog), 1878 nucleotides long. RefSeq names its product NAD(P) dependent 3-beta-hydroxysteroid dehydrogenase NSDHL (gene nsdhl). Gene Ontology annotation, cellular component: endoplasmic reticulum membrane; lipid droplet. Gene Ontology annotation, biological process: cholesterol metabolic process; sterol biosynthetic process; secondary alcohol biosynthetic process. The record is from RefSeq and is a predicted model, not a curated record. Gene Ontology annotation, molecular function: oxidoreductase activity, acting on the CH-OH group of donors, NAD or NADP as acceptor; 3-beta-hydroxysteroid dehydrogenase [NAD(P)+]/C4-decarboxylase activity. The transcript is spliced from 8 exons. Bases 121 to 1158 code for a protein of 345 amino acids. Lineage: Eukaryota; Metazoa; Chordata; Amphibia; Anura; Pipidae.
CGGAUUUCGACAAUCUGAUUGGGUGAAGUGAUACGAGAUUCACCAAUCCCAUAUUCACUCCUUUGCUCUGCUGAUCCUCAGCCCAUGACUGGCUGCUACAUUAUCUAAAUUCAUACUGAAAUGGCAACCCGACUACGACCAGCAAGCAAGAAAUGCACAGUGAUUGGGGGCAGUGGAUUUCUGGGCCAGCACAUAGUAGAACGGCUGUUAGAGAAAGGAUAUACAGUCAAUGUUUUUGACAUCCGCCAAGGAUUUGAAAAUGAACGUGUGCAGUUUUUCAUAGGCGAUCUCUGUAGUAAGAAGGACUUGCUUCCUGCACUUCAAGGAGUUAAUGUGGUAUUCCACUGUGCCUCACCUGCACCAUUCAGUGAUAAUAAAGAAUUGUUCUAUAGAGUCAAUUUCACUGGAACUAGAACAAUUAUUGAAGUUUGCAAAGAAGUUGGUGUCCAGAAACUUGUGCUGACCAGCAGUGCCAGUGUAAUUUUUGAAGGAAAAGACAUAAAGAAUGGAUCUGAGACCCUGCCUUAUGCCAGCCAACCCAUUGAUUAUUAUACAGAGACCAAGAUUUUGCAAGAGAAGGAAGUUUUAGCUGCCAAUGAUCCUGAAAAUAACUUCUUAACUGUUGCUAUUCGGCCUCAUGGUAUAUUUGGCCCACGAGACCCACAGCUUGUUCCUAUACUUAUUGAGACGGCUAAAAGUGGUAAAAUGAAAUUUAUGAUUGGGAAUGGGAAGAACCUGGUUGAUUUUACAUAUGUUGAAAAUGUUGUUCAUGGCAUCAUUUUGGCAGCUGAGCACUUGCACAAAGAUGCACCAUUAUGUGGAAAGGCAUAUCACAUCACAAAUGACCAGCCUAUUCCAUUCUGGACUUUCUUAUCACGGAUCCUGGUUGGUUUAAACUAUGAAGCUCCAAAAUAUCGGAUUCCUUACUGGUUGGCAUACUACCUAGCAAUGUUUGUGUCUCUCCUCGUAUUUAUCAUUAGUCCAUUUAUCAAAAUCAAGCCAACCUUUACCCCAAUGAGGGUUGCUCUGGCUGGAACUUACCAUUAUUACAGCUGUGAGCGAGCCAAAAAAGACAUGGGCUACAAGCCAGUGGUUACCUUGGAUCAAGCAUUGGAGAGAACGAUACAAAGUUAUUCUCACCUAAGACAAGACGGCUGAAACGUGCCACUUAUCUCAGUAAAAUACAAUGUGGUGUUAAGUCACUAACUAAAAUACAUGUUAACAGUGCAUCUUUGAAAAUAGUCUGAUUCCUUACCAUUUUGGCUACCUGGCUGACACUAAACAUCAGCUGUGCAGAGCCACAGGAGUGAUUUUAGCUCUGCUGCACUUGAACGUAAUGUUUGUGUAACAAACAUUAUAGCAAUUAAAUUACAUGCUGUAAUGGAAAAUUUACCACAUUUUCCUUUAACUUGUCUCCAUACAAUGUAGAUGUAAAUGCAUUUUUUUGCUUUUAAAAAAAAAAUUCUCUGUUUUAAAUUAAAUAGAGGAUUAUAUCAUGGCUGUAUAAAUCAUUUUGGUAACUGAAUAAGCUACAAGGGAGGGUAAUUUUGCAGGUGUAAUAUACUAUAGUGGAUGAUUAAUGGAUCUGUUUCAUGAAUAGUUUUCAUAUGCUACAAAUAACUAACUUAUGCCAUUAUUCACAGAUUUAUCCUGCUUUAACAAAGUCAUUCCAACAUGAUUUUCAGUGUCCACUUGCAUAACACUAUGAGCUAUUUGCAGCAGUAAAUAAUGUGUUUUUGAGUAAACAGGCAAAACAUUUUUUUUAUCUCAAUACCUGUAAUAAAAAUACCUGUGCCAUUUAUAUUUACUAAUCAUCUACAGUUUUAAUGCAUAUUUAUAGAUAUGGCAUUAUCCUUAAUACAUAUUUAUAUAAGCAAA